This is a messenger RNA of Opisthocomus hoazin, 4932 nucleotides long. The record is from RefSeq and is a predicted model, not a curated record. NCBI's taxonomy places the organism in Eukaryota, Metazoa, Chordata, Aves, Opisthocomiformes, Opisthocomidae.
AUGCUCAAGGAUCUACAGCUUAUGCUAGGGGCUCUGCAGCCUAUCGCCAUGCAUCUGCCGCAGACUUCAGCCUUGACUCUUCAGCAGCGUAUAGCCAUGGCUCUUCAGCCUAUGACCUGGAGUCGGCAGCCUACAGCUAUGGAGCUACAGCCUAUGAUCACUCUGCUGCACAAAGUAAAAGAUCUGCUGCCUACAGUCUUGACUCUGAAUCCCUCAGCAAGAGCUCAGCUGCCUACAGCCAUGGAUCUGAAUCCAUCAACAAGCUGGCUGCAGCCUACAGACUGGGCUGAAUCCUAUAGUCUCGGACUGAAAGAUUCCAAUUUAAUGAUUGAAGAUCAGUCCUAUAAGAUGAGUCCCAAAGCAAAGAGAGCAAAACAGAGUUUGGUAUCUGAGGACAAAGAGAACGAAGCCAUAGAUUACUCAGUACCCAUAUUCACAGGACGAGAAGUGAGUGUCAGUGGGAUCACAGACACGGAAGAAGAAAGAAUUAAAGAAAGUGCUGCAUACGUUGCCAAGAGGAACCUUUUUGCCACAAGUGAAGGAGUUAGUGUCAGCAAAGUGGCCAAGUCAACUUCUGAAGAGGAACAUCAUGGAAAAAAAUCAAGGAAAGUAGCGAUCCGGGAGUCUGCUGAACGUGUGGCCCUGAAGAAAACGCUAGAAGAGACUCAGGCAUUCCACAAAAAGUUGAAUAAAGAUAAACUUUUACAUCCUCCUGAGUUUGUUAUCGAGCCUCGUUCUCACACUGUCUGGGAAAAGCAAAAUGUCAAAUUUCAUUGUUCUGUGGCUGGCUGGCCAGCACCCCGUGUUACAUGGUACAAAAACAAUGUGCCCAUCGAUGUACAGGCUCACCCUGGCAAGUAUAUCAUUGAAAGUCGAUAUGGGCUGCACUCACUGGAGAUUAGCACAUGUGAUUUUGACGACAUUGCUCAAUAUCGAGCCUCUGCUAUGAAUGUUAAAGGAGAAAUUUCGGCUUAUGCUUCCCUUGUGGUAAAGAGGUACAAAGGAGAAAUUGAUGCAAGUCUUUUGCAUGCUGGAACUGUUUCCAUGCCUUCGGGCCUUGGUGUUACCCCUUAUGGCUAUGCUUCCAGGUUUGAAAUCAGAUUUGUUGACAAGUUUGAUGUAGCUUUUGGGAGAGAAGGUGAGACAAUGAGUCUGGGCUGCACAGUUGUCAUCAGUCCUGAUAUCAAACGCUUCAAACCAGACAUCGAAUGGUACAGAAACGGUGUUCUUAUUACACCAUCCAAAUGGGUCCAGAUGCACUGGAGCGGUGAGCGAGCUUCAUUAACACUGACUCAUGCAAACAAGGAAGAUGAAGGUCUUUACACUCUACGAGUGGUGAUGGGAGACUACUAUGAAGAGUACAGUAGUUAUGUCUUUGUUCGAGAUGCUGAUGCUGAAAUCCCUGGAGCUCCUGGUGCACCACUGGAUGUGCAGUGCUUAGAUGCCAACAAAGAUUAUGUUAUUGUCUCCUGGAAGCAGCCCGCUGUCGAUGGAGGAAACCCCAUCCUCGGCUAUUUCAUUGACAGGUGUGAGGUUGGCACCAGCCACUGGACUCAGUGCAACGAGACUCCCGUGAAGUUUGCUCGUUUUCCUGUCACUGGUCUGAUUGAAGGCCGUUCCUAUAUUUUCCGAGUCCGAGCGGUGAACAAAGCUGGCAUUAGCCUACCGUCCCGGGUGUCAGAGCCUGUAGCUGCUCUGGAUCCUGCUGACAGAGCCAGGCUUAGAAGUCACCCUUCUGCUCCCUGGACUGGACAGAUUAUUGUCACUGAGGAAGAACCUGCAGAGGGUGUUGUUCCUGGUCCACCUACAGACCUCCAAGUUACUGAAGCCACUAAGAACUAUGUUGUUCUUAGCUGGAAGCCUCCUGGACAGCGGGGCCAUGAGGGUAUCAUGUACUUUGUGGAAAAGUGCGUUGCUGGCACAGAGGACUGGCAAAGGGUGAACACUGAGAUUCCUGUGAAGUCUCCUCGCUUUGCAGUUUUUGAUUUGGCUGAAGGCAAAUCCUACUGCUUCCGAGUUCGCUGUUGCAAUUCAGCUGGAAUUGGUGAGCCUUCAGAAGCAACUGAAGCCACUGUGGUGGGUGACAAACUCGAUAUUCCCAAAGCUCCUGGCCGUGUUAUGCCAACUAGGAAUACAGACACCUCAGUUGUUGUCACUUGGACAGAACCCCCAGAUGCCAAGGAGCUGGUUGGGUACUACAUUGAAUCAAGUGUAGUUGGAUCUGGUCGUUGGGAACCAUGCAACAACAAUCCAGUGAAAGGCACAAGAUUCAUUUGCCAUGGGCUUGUAAAUGGUGAGAAGUACAUUUUCAGAGUCAGAGCUGUUAAUGCAGCGGGACUCAGUGAAUUUUCACAGGACUCGGAGCCUAUAGAAGUCCAAGCAGCCAUUGGGGGAGGAUUGCUUCACGCUGCUCCAUCUCCACCUUAUGACAUCAUGGUACUUGAGAGUGUUCGUGACUCGAUGGUAUUAGGAUGGAAGCAACCGAAAGUCACUGGUGGAACUGAAAUUACCGGCUACUACGUGAACUAUCGUGAAGUGGUUGACGGAGUUCCUGGGAAAUGGAUGGAGGCCAACAUUAAGGCCAUCAGCGAGAGGGCAUACAGGAUUCAAAACCUGAAGGAAAACAUGGUGUACCAGUUCCAGGUGGCUGCUGCUAACCUGGCUGGGGUUGGGACACCCUCCCUGCCCAGCCAACCCUUCAAAUGUGAAGAAUGGACCAUUGCUGUACCUGGGCCACCCCAUGAUGUCACAUGCACUGAAGUUAGGAAGGACUCUUUGGUUUUACUGUGGAAGGAACCAGUUUAUACUGGUCGUAGUCCCAUAGCUGGCUAUUAUGUUGAUAUGAAAGAAACUGAAGCAAAGGAGGAACGUUGGAGAAGUGUCAAUGAGAAGCCACUUCAAAAGAAAUUCUUGAAGAUAGGUGGCCUAAAAGAAGGUGUGAGCUAUGUGUUUCGCGUGCGGGCCACAAACCAGGCUGGUGUUGGGAAACCAUCAGAAGUCACGGAUCCUGUUGUAGCUGAAACACGACCAGGAACCAAGGAAGUUGUGGUUGAUGUAGAUGACAAUGGAGUAAUUUCCUUGAACUUUGAAUGUGAUCAGAUGUCUCCACACUCUAAGUUUGUUUGGUCCAAGGAUUAUGAACCAAUUGAGGAUGACUCUCGACUGAGCAUUGAUACCAAAGGCGGAAAGUCAAAAGCUACCUUUAAGGAUCUUGGAGAAGAUGAUUUGGGAAUUUACUCUUGUGUUGUUACAGACACUGAUGGAGUUUCAUCAAGCUACACAAUUGAUGAGGAAGAAAUGAAACGCCUGCUUGCUCUGAGCCAUGAACACAAGUUCCCAACUGUCCCACUUAUCUCCGAGUUGGCAGUGGAAAUUUUGGAAAAAGGAGAAGUGAGAUUCUGGUUGCAAGCUGAAAAACUGUCUGGCAAUGCAAAGGCCAACUUUGUUUUUAAUGACAAAGAGAUUUUCAAUGGAGAGAAAUAUAAAAUGAAGGUGGACCAGAAGACCGGCCUUGUUGAAAUGAUUAUGGAUAAACUUGAGGACAAGGAUGAAGGGACUUACACUUUCCAACUGCAGGAUGGAAAAGCAACCAAUCAAUCUAGCCUUGUGCUCAUUGGCGAUGUAUUCAAGAAGCUGCGGGAUGAAGCAGAAUUCCAGAGAAAAGAGUGGCACAGGAAACAAGGUCCUCAUUUUGUGGAUAAACUGGGAUGGGAAGUUACCGAUGACUGUAAUGUGAUGUUGAAAUGUAAGGUGGCUAAUAUUAAGAAGGAAACACACAUUGUGUGGUACAAAGAUGACAGGGAGAUAAUGGUAGAUGAAGAACAUGACUUUAAGGAUGGCGUGUGUACUCUGCUGAUAUCAGAGUUUUCUAAGAAAGAUGCUGGCACUUAUGAAGUCAUACUGAAGGAUGACAGAGGAAAGGACUCCAGCGAGCUGAAGCUGAAGGACACAGCUUUUGCAGAUCUGAUGAAUGAAGUAUGCAGAAGGAUUGCUUUAUCUGCAACAGACCUGAAAAUCCAGAGCACAGCUGAGGGUAUCAGACUGUACUCCUAUGUUAAUUAUUAUGUGGAAGAUCUGAGAGUAGGCUGGGUGCACAACGAUACCCAGAUUAGGUUUACAGACCGAGUGAAGACUGGUGUCACCGGGGAGCAGAUCUGGUUGCAGAUCAAUGAGCCAACUCCACAGGACAAAGGCAAAUACACAAUGGAACUCUUUGAUGGUAAAACAGCACACAAAAAGACAGUGGAUCUUUCUGGACAAGCAUUUGAUGAAGCCUUUGCUGAGUUCCAGAGAUUAAAGCAAGCUGCGAUUGCAGAGAAAAAUCGUGCACGGGUACUUGGAGGUUUGCCCGAUGUUGUCACCAUCCAGGAGGGCAAGGCGCUUAAUCUUUCUUGUACUGUCUGGGGAGAUCCUAGCCCAGAGGUCUCAUGGCUGAAGAAUGAAAAAUCAUUUGUAUCAGAUGCUAACUGCACCCUGAAAUUUGAAUCUGGAAAAAAUGUCAGCUUUACCAUUUCUACUGUGUCCACGCUCGACUCUGGGAAAUACAGCAUUGUGGUGAAGAACAAGUAUGGCACAGAGACCAGCGAUGUCACUGUGAUUGUGAUUUCUGUGUCAGGACAGACUGACACAGUCCAAGGACACGAUCAAAAUAAUGUAACUGUAUCUAAAAAGAAAAAAAAAAUGACAGUAAGCAAACGGAAGGAAGAGGAAAAGAAAGAUUUUAUUAGGCCACAUGUAGAAGAAAUUAUUGCUACAGAAGAGACACCUGAUCCAAAUGAAAUCGCCCCUGUGGAAACAGAAAAGGAUACAAAGAGCAACCAGCGAGCAGCAAAGAAGACUGAUGGAAAGGCAGCAGUAGCAGAAACGGUUCCUCAGCCCACAGACAGCAUGGAUAGGCAGGGAAAGAAAUCAGUGGAAAAAAAGCCUGAGUAA